This is a messenger RNA of Lymnaea stagnalis (great pond snail), 5419 nucleotides long. NCBI's taxonomy places the organism in Eukaryota, Metazoa, Mollusca, Gastropoda, Lymnaeidae. The record is from the annotation of a GenBank genome assembly.
GGGAAGGUACUCUAAGGAAAGACAAAUCCAAAGUUCCCAUCAAUGCAAUAAUUCCAGCUGUUAAUUGAAAAUACUGAAUUGUUUGUUUUUUUCGGCUUUCUUUUUUUAUUUAUUUAAAUUAAAUAAUGUCUUUAGCGCUCGAUAUUCUUACAGCUGCAUAUGCAGCUACCAUUGCUGCAGGUGGUAUAAUAGGCUACGUCAAAGCUGGUAAGUCAGAACUCUCUGCUCAGGAGAUAGACAUCCAAAAAACUGACAAGACGAAUACAUAUAUAUUUAUAUAAUUAUAACUUUAUAACUAUAACAUUAAAAAACUCAGAAAGUAAAAUCAAGGUUCAGGGUGAAUAUGCAAGGCAAGGGAAUUUCAGAUUAGACUGAAUCGUAUGAUAUUUAACCAAUUUGGAGGGAGUUAUAAGAAGUCAUAAAACAUACUGACACCUGAGGAACAAAAACAGGAUACUUUCUUAGGGAAACUGAAGACCCACAACCACAAUGGGCACUCUCUACAACUACAAGCAACCCCUUCAAAAUCUUGCAUAUGCUGAUGACAUAGCACUGUUAGUCGUAAAAUUAAUAAAGAUAUAUCGAAAGCUUUUAUUGAAUUAGUUGACAUAUCACUACAAGGAAGACUGGAAGUUAACAACCAAAAAAAACAAAAUACAUGACCAUGUUAAGACAGAUGAAAAUGAAACCAUUAAAUUUAGAAACCGCACUUUUUAGAGAUUAAAUCAACUGAAAUACCUAGGAUAUUGAUUAAAUGAAAGAAAAAAAUUACUAACAGAAAUAACAGAAAGGAUACUGGCCGGAAAUGGGGCAUACUUCAUUAGUCAGAAAAUACUCAAAAGUAAAAACAUUACAAGAAAAGCAAAGAAAACUAUAUGAUUAUACGGUAUAUAAAACUGUAAUCAGACUCUCACUCAGACUCUACCUUCUGCGCCCCCCCGGAUGAUUUGAGACCCCUGACUUAGAACGAAUGCCUAAUGAUAGAUGAGUGAAGAGGAAAACAGCAGACCUAGGCUUAGAUGGAUGGAUCAAGUGGAGAGGGAUCUACAAGCAUGGAAAAGAAAAGCAUCAGUUAGGUCGAGGGGUGAAGGAUGUGAUGAGGCAGGCCACACAUACACCAGACAUACUUUUGAUAUUUUUUUUUAAAAAUCUUGUUUUGCGCAGUUAUCUUUAACUUUAAUUUUAUUUCAUGGAAUCAGUGUCAUCAUAAUUCCUUCAUCUUCCCCUUGAAGAACAGGAAAAACUUAUUUUUGGGUUUGGGGCUGAAAAAUUGAAAGAAUGUAUGUGUUUUCAUCGACAAUGAGUCUAUGUGCCAAGUUUCGGCUCUAUAGGUUGAUGGGAAGUGGGUCAAUUAGCCCAGUGAAGAUUUUUUCCUUAAGACACAAAAGCGAAGUAUAUAUAAAGGAUUUAAUACAAAUAAACAUUUAGCUGUAUCCUUUUUUUUUUUUUUUUUUAGGUUUUUCUUUACUUUGUUUUUCUUUUUUCUUUUUUCGGUGUUCCUUGUUUACAGAUAUCCCACCGCCCACCAAUAGAAUAGUAAUAGUUAAAUGAAUGUUUAACAAAUUGUUUUUCCUUUCUUUUUUUUUUUUUUUUUUUUUGUUUUUUUUUUUUUUUUUUUUUUUAGGUUUUUCUGUACUUUGUUUUGCUCUUUUCAUAUUACCUAACCUGAUUGCAGUCUCUCCCCCAUAUUACCAUGCAUUUAACUACCAUACCAGUAUUUGAAAAUGGUUACUCUAUGGGUAAAUUUGAAAAUACUCACAAUGGGAUUUUUAACAUUCGUAUGCUAGUUUUCACUAGGUUACAUGUUCAUUUAAUUUGAUCCUUUUUAAAAGGUAAAUUUAUGUUGUUUUUCCCUAGGAAGUGUUCCUUCAUUAGCUAUGGGUGUAGCUUGUGGAACAUUGAUGAUGUAUGGAGCUUACCAAAUGGGACAGGAUCCUAAAAAUAUCACAGUAUCCUUAGGUAUGUUAAAGUUAUAAAAUAUAAAAAUGUACCUUCACUCAUUACUGGUCAUCUACUGCAUCCUGGUCUAUUUCUAGUCGUCUAGACUAAGACUUGCCAUUGAAUUAAAUAGGCAACUUCUGCAAGGAUGAGAGACUGAGGUUGACUAAUUGAGCAACUCUUCCUCACUUUAAAUUUAAAUAAAGUAAAGCUUUCUAUUUAUCAAGUCAAAAAUUGCCUUGGUCAUUAUGACAUGUGAAGGACGAACAAUAAAACCUUCAUUUUAUAUAUUAGCGGUAUAUUGAAUUGAUACAGUACAUGGAAACAAUUUUUUAAGGCUAUUUUCUUAAAUUCCGAGUUUCUUUUUCUAAUGUUAUAAUUAAUUACUUGAAUUUUCUGCAUCACGGUGAAUCACAGAUAAAAUUCAAUUUCAAGUUUCAGUACCCAGCAUUUAAAAUAAAUGUUGUACUCUUAGAUGUACUCUUAUAUUUUGUUUCCAGUAACCUCAGCUGUGCUCACUGGUGUUAUGGGUUAUAGAUUCUCUAACAGUGGUAAAUUCAUGCCUGCUGGACUUGUUGGAGCACUCAGGUAAAUAAAUUGAAAUUUAGUGUUUGGCUUUUAAAAUAUAUCACUUAAUGCAGAACUUAACCAUUUGAAUGGAUAAAGGAUUGCUUGUAUGGAUACUUUGCAUGAAAGUUGAAAGGGGCACAUUGUGUAUGAAGGCUUUCUUUUUCCUAUGUCAUUAAAUGGUUGAUCAAGUCACAUUGAGUGUAAAAGUAAUAGAGUUAAAAUAUAGAUCAAGAUUUUCAAAUUUAAAGAAACCUAAUAUGUUGUGUGAUAAAUUUGUAAUUAAAACAUAACCGUUUCAAUACAUAACAUGGAAUAAAAGCAUGAAUAGAGAAAACUCAAAAUAGUGUUUAAUCUGUAUUUAUACCAUUCAAUCAUUUGUUAAUAUCCAUGGAAUAGAUACAUUAUUCAAAAAUGCCUUGUUAACUCAUAAUUUCACUUCAUUGGAAAUAAGGAUUUUUUUUGUACUGACUUAUAAAUGGAAUGACUUAAUAUUUAAGAAUUAUGGCUCAGACAAAUUAAUGUAUGAGAAUUUUUCAAAAUCUGCAAUAUUGCCCAAAAAAAUGCAAUGAGUUAAUUUACAAAUUUUUCUGAACUUUCCUCUACUAAUUUUGUUUUAUACAAUUUUACUUUUCGUACAGUUUGCUCAUGGUGUUACGGUUAUCAUACAGAGCACUUGGGAAUUGAAAAUGAAUUGGCGAGAAAUUCAAGAACGGGUGCAAAAAGUACAGAACUAAUAUAGUUUGAAUGCCUAUGAAGUACAAAUGCAAACGAGUAAAUUUAAUGGUGUGUUCUGGAAAUCUAGAUUCAAAAUUACAUGUUUUAUUUUAAUGUAAAAUAAAUAAUGAAUAAAGUUUUAAUAAGUUACAAUAACUAAUAACUAUAAUUUCAUUUUAUUUUUCCUCCAAUGUGAUCAAAUUGUUAUAAUUUAACUAGUCUUUUAAUUGUAUACAUUUAUAUUAAUUUAUGAACUCUGUUUAUUAUGGCAGAAUUUGAAAAAUUAGCUUUUUUAAUAUUUUAGCCGUUCAUUAAAAAUUCAGUUACCCGUAAUUAAAACAUGUCACUUGCAGAGUUUUUUUAUACUCUUUCACAAGUUCUUUUUAUACUUUAUUGUGAUUCUCUAAAGCAUAAACUUUAGAAAAAUCUUCAUUAGUUUUAGAGAUAUAUCAGCAGCUUAAAAUUAGUUGUGGAAAUACGUUUUUUUUAAUGGUCAAUUUUUUAUAAUAUGAACAUUUUCAAUUUCAGUAUCAAUUUUGAAAAUUAUUGGGAUACCUAAGUUAUUUCAUUCAACAAUAUUUUACAGGAUACUAAAUACUUUGUAGGUCUGUGGUCACAGAUAAAGGCUCUAUUCUUAUAGUAUAACUAGUGUUCCAGUUGUUGCAAUGUAAUUAUUGAUGGGUUUUAAAAAUAUUAAUGUAACCAUUUCAUGUUUUGUAAUUCAAUACAAUUAAAUUUUUUUCUUGAUUUCUUUAAUUUUAUUCUUAAAUAUUUUAGUUGUGGUACUGAAUUUUUAAAAAAAGUUAACUCAAGUUUAACAUUAAAGUCAUUACAUUAAACAGAUUAUCUAUGAAGUUAUUCACUCUCCACAAUUGUGUUUAAAAAUAUAAACUCUCCUCCGGUAAUCUAAUAAUAAACAAGUUUAAAGAAAAUGUAUUGGUAGGUUCACUUUGCUCUGAUCUGACAAGUUAUAAAAUUAAUAAUUUCCCAAUUAAUUAAAUUGUUAUUCAUGCUUGAACUUGAAGUAUCCUUUGAUUAACUAGAUUUCUUUGUUGUAGCUACAAUUGUAUCUCUACACUUGUAACUUAUUUGUUGGAGAAUUUCUAUCACCAGCUAAGAAAUAUCCCUAUAUACUUUACUGUUUCUAAUGGUUUUGGAAAUAAUGUAUUGUUUUUUUAAAUCUUUCAAUGUAAUUACCUUUCAAUGUAAAUAUUGUGCUUUGAAGAAAAUAUUAAUAUGCAAUAAUUAGAUUUCUUCCAUUUUUCACUUUGCUUUACAGAUUAAAUAUUAAAAGAAAAAAGUGUAUUUUUGUGUUUUAGGCACUAUCUCACAGUCUACAUUUAAAGAUAAAUUUUGGUUUGGACUACCUACUAUCUGACUUUAAAAUAUGCAUGCUGACACAGCCCACUUUGGCUCAGACAAAUAGAGGACUGAUCACAUUCAUGACCUUUGCCCUCAUCUCGAAAUAAUUCGACAUCAUUGCUGGCACCAAACUGCAAAUGGUGUCCACAUGUCUAUAUGUUAUGAUAACGUAUGGCCACAUAAAAUUGUUCUAAAGCAGAUCAGGUGUAACCAGUGUUAAUGUAUGAGAUUAUGAUUUUCUUCAUAAAUAAACAAGAAAACUAAAAGUCAUAAAUUGGUGAUAAAUUUGCACAUGACUGGCUUAAAUGCAAAGCUCUAAGUAUUAUCAAGGAGAAAUUUCAUUGAUAAAUACUUUGUUUUGAAAAGUUUAACAGAAAUUAAUUUUACAUAUCUACAUUACUGUUGUAUUUAUUUGACUCAAAACAGCUGAACGUGAAAUCUAGAAAAACACAACAAAAAUGUAUCAUAACCUUUUUAGUAAUUUAUUUUAUAUACAAAAAUAAUUUAAUUUUAAUCAUUUUUGCUUAGGUUUCUUUUUCUUGUUAUCUUCUUUCUGUGGCUGAAUUGAAACUGAAAUGAACAUGUUAUAACAAUGAAUAAAAAAUAUUCUAACUUAUGGAACUAUUGUAAGAUGCCUAGAUUAACUUUUAAAAAUUCAUUUAAAAAAAGUAAAUAAAACAUUUUUUCUGUAACCCAUUUUAUAUCAAGACUAUUACACUGCUAAUAUUACAUUAGACUAAUGGCCACAGUAAAAUCUAUUCUAUUUUUAUCAGCUACCUUUAAAAUCAUGGGUCACUGCGCAGGAGGUUUGACCAAUUAUUCAAAAAUUUAAAUA